GAUUUAAGUUUUUUUUAACUGAUCUAGCCCACAUAAUUCUUCCCUGUGCCCGAGGGUUUUAUAACGUUACCCUUGAAAUAUUUAUGGGCAUACCGGAUUCAGUUGGUAACAUUUGCUCUAUAUGCCGAGUUCUGGCAACAGUAGGCCUACAGACCAGUCCCGGACGUACAAGAUGAUCAGCAGCGACACCUACAAGACCAGUCAUUGAAUAACUGAGCAGGCUGCGGACGCCCAUUUGCUCAGCUCAGUGUGGGAACAAGGACAACUGGCAGUCUAACACUAUACCAUGCUAUGUCUACCGGCCUACACAUAUUUACCUUUAUAGCCUGUUUCUCUCAACUCGGAGCAUUCUUAACAUGCCAAGGUCCUUGUAUCGAGGUGCCCGACUACCCUGGCGCCGGCAAUGGCUCAUGCAUGUUUAUCACUAAGGAGCGCCACAACUGGUCCACUUCAAACAGCCUAUGUGCGAGUUACGGUGCACUACCUGUCGUCAUCCCAGAUAGUCGGACUAAUGGCCUCAUUCAUACCGCGUUACGCCGACUCAGCCCUGUAGAGCGGCCAUGGAUCGGUGGUAAUGUGACGUCUCAUCCAUGGGCCUGGGUCACGGAAUCGCCUUUCUACAACCAGACUGGAUGUUGCUCUGGGUUACUAAAUGCCAGUGUUCACCGUAUCCCGGAGGUGACUCCAUCUUUAUGUGUGACGUCAUGUCGGAGUCAUCAAUAUCAAUACGCCUAUGUAAAGGGCGACAUCUGUGGGUGCUCAAAUAUCACGUGCACUGAUCCAGGGUCAAGCACCUGCCAGAUGAUCUGUGAUGGUAAUUGGUCCGCUUUCUGUCCAACAGAUUGGAAUACAUCUGUUGUAGGAUAUGACGUUAAUGAUCGUGUUCAACUUUCGGAUAUUUCUGAUAUGAGUAAUGCGUGUGGCGUCCUUUUGGUCCAAGACGGGAGAUGGAUUAUACAAGCACACAGUUGCAGGGAACAACUGAGAUUUCUCUGUGAAAACGAUUUUGAAGGAAGCUUAUCCCCCAGUACAAACUUGCUGAGUUUCUUCGAUGCCCGGAUGUCUUGUCUGGACAGAGAAUCCGAUCUGUUUGUUAUGGCGGACAAUCAAAGCAAUCUGACUCAACUGGAUGACGGAAGCUACUGGAUAGGGCUGACUCGCUUUUCAGUUAUGUGGUAUCCAGGUGAAACGGUACUGUUUUAUUCCCUACGCGACUUCGACAGUCACUAUAUCGGUGGUUGUUUCUUUGUCAGUCCGAUGGCUAUUCGUGGUCAGUGGUUUGUGGAUAAUUGCACCAGACACAGACAUGCGCUGUGCAUUCAAGUUCCCCACGUGCAGGUCACCCCGGAUCCAGAUUCUGUACCAAAAAACGACAGUAUAGUGUCCACACCUGCUCAAGGCCCUGUUGCAUGGUGUCUGGGUGAGGAGGCAUGCCAGGCUGAGGGCGGACAUCUUGUAGUGAUUCCUGACCAGCACAUCGAGUCUCAUGUCUUCAAAGAAGUUCACGGAGACGUGUGGAUAGGUGGACGGAUUUACCGCCAACCUUGGACCACCGUAACAGAUCGGCGUCUGUAUAAGUAUUCCGGCUGCUGCUUCUUUGUGCAUACAGAUGAAAGUAAGAUGUUUCAAACUGACCCGAACUGUGCGGCUAUCUGUGUGCCAAUGUGUGGACAACACGGAUUUCUGUACGCUUACCUGAAGUCUGACAAAUGUGCGUGCUCUAACAAAACAUGUUCGGAGGACUACAUUGGGGUGUGUCCAGAUAAGUGCCCAAACCUAGAGAAGUUGGAGGAGACUUGUGGAAACUAUCAGGAAGACUUCUAUACAGUAUACGAAACCAUUGAACUGGAUUUGCCGCCAUGGAAGCUAGAAGAUCUACAAACUGUUCACCAUUGUGCUGCGCUUGAAAUUCAACGAUCUGCAGCUCGUAUGAGAUCGUGGGGCUGUGGUAAGAAGUUCAAGUAUCUGUGCUCAACUAACAGUACCGAUUCCGACUAUAUAACAAUUCACGAGGAAGAGGUGUCCUGGUUGAAAGCUCGACAACACUGUGUUGAGAAGGGAGGGGAUCUGGCCAUGGUCGGACAGUACAGUCCGCUGUUAAAUAAUCUUACAGAUGGAUUGUAUUGGAUAGGAGUCUCUCAAUUCAAACUUACCUGGCACACAGGAGAGACGAUGGUGUAUAACGGUUUAGACAGUUUUGAUGACUCAUACAUACCAGGCUGUGUGAAACUUAGCCCUCUUCCUCCAUACUGGAACGUCGAGUUUUGCGACCAGGAUUUGAAACCGUUGUGUUUUAAAGCACCACCUCAAACUACCACACCAUCGCCCCAGGACACUAGCAGCUCACCAGCACAUACUCAGACCCCCACAGGAUUGCCUCAGGAAACUAGUCCAAAUACCGACGCGCCGACUUCCCAUUUUACUGAAAAGACGACAAGCAGUUCGCCAGAUGUCAGCUCUGUACCCACCACCACAUCGCUCCCUUCCGACUGCCAAGUCAAGCUGAUCAUAGGGUGUACAGUGCCUGUUGUGUUGAUGGUGGUAUUUGGGACAUUACUCGUCUACUGUGUUUUCAAAAAGCGCAACAACUACGUCAUUCGACAUGAUAUGAAGGAUCUGUCAUCUCCGAUAUUAAACGGAAACUCAGCGACAACAUUAAACACUGCUCUUUGAGACAAUGGCGAACAACGAUUUGUUCACUCAGGAUAGCAUGGGAGAGAGCUAGUAGUGCUUCGUUGUAUUCUGUCCACUAGAUUCAUGAGCGUGAUGAACUGAUCAGUUUUGCACAGGAAAUUAGGCUGCUACAAGUUAAUGAAGUUGUUGGACUCGCUUCGGUUCGGUCAAGCCCAGGUAGACGGCAACAUAUGUGAAUUUUGUACUUAUAUUCAAAAGUCUAGCUUUUCUCUCACCAGCAAUACUGAGUGACAAAUUUUGUGCAUAAUGUGACCACGCCUGUUCUUGUACCAUCUGCCUGCUGGAGUUCUGCAUCUGUCUUGCCCGGUUCACGUAAAUGUGGAGGUAGAGAAGG
Messenger RNA from Liolophura sinensis, 3028 nucleotides. RefSeq lists its product as uncharacterized. NCBI's taxonomy places the organism in Eukaryota, Metazoa, Mollusca, Polyplacophora, Chitonida, Chitonidae. The transcript has 17 exons. Bases 292 to 2673 code for a protein of 793 amino acids. The record is from RefSeq and is a predicted model, not a curated record.